AUGAGUAUUGGUCGUACGUUGAGGGGUUUCUUUACCUACAUUGUGCAGCCCACUAAGGUUAUUAGUGGCGUGAGGAGGCAACAGAAUAUGCCUUUACACGAGCAGAUCAUACCGUACCUGGAGACCGCGGGGUUGUAUCAUUUGGCUAGGCUGAACAGUCACUGGUUCUGGGUUGACGAGCCUCUACUUAGCGCAUUUAUUGAGCGGUGGCGUCCUGAGACCCACACCUUCCACAUGCCCUUUGGUGAGUGCACUAUCACGUUGCAAGAUGUGGCAUAUCAGCUUGGUUUGCCGAUCGAUGGGCGGCCUGUCAGUGGGUGCCUGACUAAGUUUGAGAAUCUGAUGGAACACGGUAGACCGGCAUGGGUCUGGUUUCGCGAGUUGUUUGGGGAGUUACCUCCGCAGAAUAAGGUAAAGCAGAUGACGGUGUGCUACACAUGGUUCCAUGAGAGGUUUCAAGUUCUUCCAGCAGAUGCUAGUGAGGAGAUCGUGCGUAUAUACGUGCGUGCUUAUAUUCUGAUGCUGUUGUCCUCUCAGCUAUUCGCGGACAAGAACGCGAACCGGGUCCAUCUUCGCUAG
Molecule: messenger RNA, 579 nt
Organism: Arachis stenosperma
Lineage: Eukaryota; Viridiplantae; Streptophyta; Magnoliopsida; Fabales; Fabaceae
Product: protein MAIN-LIKE 1-like
Exons: 2
Coding region: 1-579 (192 amino acids)
Biological process (GO): meristem development; meristem maintenance
Source: RefSeq, a predicted model, not a curated record